UUCAGUGCACCUUCCCCAUCACAUCGCUGCUGCUGCUUCCUUCUGCCACAGCCCACUCCUUCUUCGCAGGCAGAGCUGACUUGAUGCGCAUAAUAAAUCAUCUCUGCAAGAUCCCAGUCCGACCCCAGUUUCAGCGCGAGGCGGUCCGGAUUGGAGUCGCGCCUCGUGACAAGAAGCGGCAUCUUUUAGAUGUGAUCCACUGCAAACAACGUGGGUGUUGUGUGCGCGCGCGCGUCUGUUUUUUUUUUUUUUUUUUUUUGUAAUCUUAAUUUUAGUGGGGAGUGAAGGAGAAUGAGCCGUGUGUGCGCGCGCUUCCUGCGCUACCCGCUAGUAUCUGUGAGUGGCCACCGGCUCAGUUUCACCUGUAUGAACGACCUUCAAUUGUGACCGAAAUUUUCCUAACGAGGUUUCCAUGGAGCAGCGAUCUGCCUUUUCUUCCGUGAGCGUUGAAUUGGGCUCCCGCAGCAGGGCUCCGCAUCUGUCAGCAUAAGGAGGUCACGCUCGUCUCCCUCUCCGAGAACACAAGUGCCAUUUUAAAGCUUAUUGGAUGAAAGUCUCAUUUACCUCUGGCUGCCAAAGAUGACGCUGCCAUGGAAACAACUUCUGCUGUUAUCAAUCAUCGACUGUCUGACAGAUUGUUUGGACAGUGGAUCAUAUCAUGGCCCACGCUGGAGGAUGGAGCCAGGUGACUUGUUUAUUCCUGUCGAUUCCAUAGAAGAAGAAGCCACGCUGACGUGUGACGCUAAGGGAACGCCGGCUCCUCAAUACAGAUGGUCACUGAACGGGACUCUCAUAAAUCUGAGUCUGGAUCGGCGGCGGCGUCUGUCUGGGGGCAACCUCAUUAUAAGCAGUCUGGAUCGCUACCAGGAUGUUGGGAUUUACCAGUGUAUGGCCUACAACACUGUAGGAGCCGUCCUCAGCCGGAGAGCCAGUCUACAGUUUGCCUACCUAGAUCAUUUCAAAGUUCACACCAGGAGCGCUGUGUCAGUCCGAGAAGGGCAGGGAGUGGUGUUACUGUGUGGAACGCCUACAUCCUCAGGAGACCUAACCUAUGCAUGGGUCUUCAAUGAGUACCCAUACUUUGUUCAGCAAGACAAUCGGCGCUUUGUCUCCCAGCAGACAGGAAACCUUUACAUCUCCAAGGUGGAGCCAUCUGAUGUGGGUAACUACACUUGUGUAGUGAUGAACAGCAUCACAAAAGGCAAGGUUCACAGCUCACCCACCUCCCUGAACCUCAGGACAGAUGGAGUCAUGGGUGAAUAUGAGCCAAAAAUAGAGGUUCAUUUCUCAGACAAUGUACCUGCUGCAAAAGGAACAACUGUUACUCUGGAGUGUUUCGCCCUUGGGAACCCCGUCCCAGAAAUCACCUGGAGGAGAGCAAAUGGAAUUCCCUUUCCCAGCAAAGUUAAAAUGAAGUACUCCAAUGCUGUAAUGGAGAUCCCCAGCUUCCAGCAGGACGAUGCAGGCGGCUACGAGUGUGUGGCUGAGAACAAGAUGGGCAAAAACACAGCAGCAGGUCGUUUGGCCUUUUAUGCCAAACCUCAGUGGAUUCAGACCAUGAAGGACACCGCUCUGGCCAUAGAGGAGAGACUGAACUGGGAGUGCAGAGCUAAUGGCAAGCCCAAGCCCUCCUACACGUGGCUGAAGAACGGCCAGCAGCUCCUUUCAGAUGACAGGACCGAUGUGGAGGAUGGGGUCCUGUCGGUGUCGAUGCUGACAUUAACAGAUGCUGGCAUGUACCAGUGUGUGGCUGAGAAUAAACACGGUGUCAUCUAUUUUGCUGCUGAAUUAAUGGUUCUAGCUUCUCCUCCAGACUUCACAGGGAACGUCCUCAGAUCUUUGCUCAAAGCCAAGGCAGGAACUACCGUGACUUUGGAAUGUAAGCCCAAGGCCUAUCCCACAGCCAACAUUUUAUGGAAGAAAGGAAACCUUCCUGUCCAGACCAACGACAGGGUCACACUUUCUCCAGACGGAACUCUGAGGCUUGCAAACGUAAGCAAGUCGGAUGCAGGCAGCUACACGUGCUUUGCGAGGAAUAGAUUUGGCAUGUCAAGCACAACUGGAAGGCUCCUGGUUACGGAUCCAACCAGAUUUAUCCAGGGGCCGGUGGACAUGGAGAUCAUCGUGGGUGAGAGCAUUGUGUUGCCCUGCCAGAUCACCAGUGAUCCCGUACUUGAUGUUUCCUUCUCCUGGGCCUUCAAUGGACAGCUGAUCGCCAAAGGAGAUGGUCACUUUGAGCUUGUUGGAGGGAGAACAGCAGGAGAUCUGAUGAUCAGGAACAUUCAGCUUUACCAUUCUGGCAAAUACAUCUGCGUGGUAGAUACUGAUGUGGAGAGCCUGUCAGCCGUGGCUGUAUUGAUCGUGAAAGGCGCCCCCAGUCCUCCAGACUCAGUGACUGUGGAGGAAGUGACAGACAGCACGGCCCAGCUGGCGUGGAGCCCCGGCAGAGACAACGGCAGCCCCAUUACCAAUUACCUCAUUCAAACCAGAACUCCUUUCACUGUGGGCUGGCAGAGGGUUAACACAGUACCGGAGAUCAUCAGUGGGAACACUCUGACAGCCACUGUGGUGGACCUCAACGCCUGGGUGGAGUAUGAAUUCAGGGUUCUGGCCAAAAACAGCGUUGGGGUUGGAGAACCCAGUCCAAUUUCCGUCAAGACGAGGACGGAGGAUGCUGUUCCAGAUGUGGCACCGGGAGAUGUGGGUGGAGGAGGUGGCAGUAGAUCUGAGUUGGUCAUCACUUGGGAGCCUGUUCCUGAAGAACUGCAGAAUGGCGAAAGCUUUGGCUACAUCAUUGCUUUCCGUGCCUUCGGAGAAGUCAGCUGGAUUCACGUGGCCACUUCUGCCCCCGGUGCAUCCCGCUAUGUGUACCGCAACGACAGCAUCGCGCCCUUCUCUCCAUUCCAUGUCAAGGUUGGCACUUACAACAGCAAAGGACAGGGUCCUUUCAGCCCAGUGGUCACCAUCUACUCUGCAGAGACGGAGCCAAGUGGAAUGCCAGUGGGAGUUUGGGCCAGAAGUGUCUCAGCCUCGGAGAUUGAGGUGAAUUGGCAGGCUCUCUCCAUCACUCCUGAAAGAGUUCUGGGCUAUGAGGUGGUCUACUGGGAGGACGACACAAAACCGGAGACCAUGGGAAAGGUCCGGGUGCCUUGGAACCAAACUUCGGUCACAGUGAGCGGCUUGGCAGGAAACUCGCAGUAUUUCCUAACAGUUAGUGCCUUCAACACAGCAGGCACCGGCCCGUUUCUUCCUGCAAUCAACGUCACCACAAAAAAACCACCUCCAGCUCAACCUCCACUGAAUGUUGAAUGGACACUAAUUGGCUCUCAGCUGUCGCUUUACUGGGAGCCUGUGGUGGCAAUGGAAUCGGAGUCUGAAGUUAAAGGCUAUCAACUUUCAUACAGGAGGCAGAGACACAAAGAGGUAAACACUCUCACAACAAGCAAUUCAACAGCGGAGCUGACCCUCCCCGAGGGUGACGAUGACUACAUCAUCCGCAUUCAGACCACGAGUGAAGGAGGUCUGGGGCCAGCCUCAGAUCCCAUACGAAUACACAAACUAAGUAUGAGUGCCCGCGGCUCCAGAGCCUGGAGUGCAGACGUCUCCCCCGUCUCCUUGUUUCUCGCCAUGUUAAUGUCAACGUUCAGGUCAACAUUGUGACACUUGUCUCCAACAGUCAGUAUUGUUUUUACAGAAUACCUUUACAGAAGUUGUCAAGUACUUUCUUUUUUUGAACUUACAGGCAUUACAACAAUGCUGUCUCUGAACUGACUCAAGUGCUUAGUUUCCACCUUUUUUGUUUUUUGAAAGAAUUUUAAGUAAAAAAUUUAACAUUGAUGCUGAUUUAAGAAAAAAAACAUGCUUCAUUUCAGGUAUAUAUUUUGUAAUUAAUUUACCUAUACAUUAUUAUUUCAUUUUCUUCUUACUUAGGAAUGCUACAGAUGCCUUACUUCCAUUUGUGUGCCAAAGUAGUUUCAGCCUUUUUGAUGUUUUUACAAAGAUGUUUUCUUUAACUUUUAGUUUCUAAAAAGGUUUUGCUGUUCUUAGCUGAGGAUUCUGCUACAAGGUGUUUUUUUUUUCCUGCCUAAAUGUUCAGUUUUCCAUUUCACAGCUGGAAAAGAAAAGUAGAAGAUGUUUGUUUACCUGUGCCCGUGCCUUUGGAGAUUAUCAUAAAAGCCUCUCUUGUAACACCGGCAAGUCACAGUGUGACAAAACAUACUUCAGCUAUUUUUGGUUGAUUUAUUUUUUUUAGUUUGAGGGGUGGUAAAAUGUUGUCAUUGUGUUUUCAAGAGAUUCAUGUUCUCUUGUCUCCAAGCACCAACUUUUACAGAUCUAUUGAUCCGCUUAGUAAGAAGUGCCAUACAGUCAACCUUCACUCAUUCAAAGAUGUUGAUUUUCUGUAUUAAAGACCCACUCCGAUUUCAGUCAUUUCAGAAGCAUUCCUAGAGGUUUUUAAUUAUAAUUAUGCUUUCUUUUAAGCCAAAAUCAAAAAACCUGUGUCGUUUUCUAAGACAUAGUUUCUGUCGAGCGGCAGUAGUUCAUUAGAAAUUUACCUUGUGCGGAGAACUGUUGGCGCGGAGCAAACCCAUUCCCCCUUCCCGUCCCCAAUAACUAACAGUUCCCAGUUUACACGCUCUCCAGCUAGCUUACAGCCCCUCACAACCCCAACCUAAUGUUAGCAGUGCAACAAAUGGACGAAUGGAUCUAGUUGUUUAUAAGAGGAUGUACCGCCCAUUGUAUUUGUAAUGUCACAACCUUUUUCAGAUGGCAUUUUUUCGUCUGCUCCUGAUUCACAACUAUUUGAAUAAAGAAAUGAUGUCCUCCAUCAUCAGAAAAACGCUACAAGAACAUGUUAAAAACACAAAAAACACAAUUUUUUACCGGAGUGGGUCUUAAAGAAACCAACAUGGGUUUUAAAUUAAAAAAGGGGGCAACCAUGGAAUAUUUGGUUGUGAAAAAAUUCUGAAAGUAUUUCUUUUUGACAUCAAACUGUUUUGUGAAGGUUCAUUGCCUGUGAAAUCAUUCCUAACCAUUUUACUUUCAACUUUUAGUGUAUCUCUCUUUUAGUUAUCUCUCAUCCUUUGGUUUUCAGUCAAAAACCGGAAAUCCAUCAGCUUCAUCAUCUCCUUUGAACCAGCAGAACUUGACUUUCUCUAAAAAUCAAACAUGUGCCGGCUCCUAUGAAGCUUGUAUAUUGUACAUUGAUGUCAUCAAAAGUAUUUUACAGGAUGACAGUCCUAAAAGCACCUGUGAGCUCCUUUGUGUUUUUGCCUGCUGACAGAGGUUUUAAAACUGAAUGGUGGAGGAAAUGUUCAGAGCACAGCCACAUGUCUUUAGAAAGCCAUCUUUGCUCCUUCGGUUAUCUAGGAAAGCUCAGACACCUUACUUGACUUUCCUUUGUUACAUUGUGACUUGAAUUUCCAAGAAAAAGAUGCAAAUGUGUGGCUUUGAUUUGAUGCCUGUACUGCUGGCCAGGUAGCAUCAUAAACUCGAUAAGGUGUUAGUGGAAAUUAUUAUUCACAGCAACACAGUUUAGUGGGUUUUAAAUAAACAGUAGGAAAAAUUAUUGUAAAGCAUUUUUAUUUAUCAGGACCCCAGAAUUUGUUAAUUGACUUUAAUGCCGAUUUUCUUCUCUUUAGUCAAAGCACAAAACUCUUAGGGUGCGUUUUACACGUCCUAUUUAACCCAAAAAUGACUUUACUUGUUAAAUAGACUGGUUGGUAAAAUCCUCUUAGGGAUUUAAAACAUUUAAUUGAGGAAAAACGUAGACUGCAAAGUUUAAAUGAUUAAGAACAAGCCACAAAUUCUGAGGCCAAAUUAUAUUAGGGUAUAAUUGUACAGCACUUUAACAUUUUUCCUCCUCUGAGUUCCCCUCAUGCUGUUUGGCUGCUCUUUUUAUGAACACAGCAGAGUUCAUUUUACAAACAUUCAGAUGGGAUUUGAUCUAAUUGGUUAAUAAUAUGGCAGCAACUCAGUGCAUUUUGACAUGUAAACAUGUUUUAGACUACAGGAAUGUAAUAAUUACUUUUUUUUUAUUGUAUUCAUGUAUAUUUACUAAAAGAAAUUCAGAUUUUCUGACAUCAUAACAAUAUUAUUUUAUUAUUAGUUCAUGUUUCUGAAAAAAAGUGAUUUGACAAUUUAGCAUUUCUAAAUUCGGCCUUCCGUCUGAUUAAUAGAAAAUUCAGACUCAAUCGAGAAUCCGACCCAUUGACUUUUCCCAGCAAAGAAUAGUGGCGACGGUUAGGUCAAUGUUUCAGACAUGUUGUGCAUCUGGUGGUGCAAACACCAAACUUGGCAUUUUGCUUUUUUAGAAAAGCAUGUUUGAAACAACAUUUUUACAAAAAUAUGAAAUUUGCCCCAAUCUCAACAAUAUGGCUGUUCGUGCACAAAAUGCAGACUUUAAACUUAAGGGGUAUCUACAGAAUACUAUUACAUGUAUAUUGUAUUAUAUAUAUUUUAAAAUCUUGGCUUAUAACCGGUUCUGCUAGAAGUCUUUUACAGUCUCUUCUGAAUUUGAAAAUGCAUUUGAGGGCAGCAUUUAUCAGGAGUUUGUAAGGUUAUGGUAUGUUCUCAUUUACUGUUUAGACUCUACGCUACAGUACAUUCAUAUUUUGAACAAUCUUGGGAUUGCUCCCACUGGAACUGAUUAUCCGAUGUUCACUUCGCAUCCACUUCACACCCCCUUCACACCACUGUUUGCCAGACAUGAGGAGGUGAGAAAAUAGGCAGGGUUUGAACCUUUUCUUUUCUUUAGGUUUUUGUGUUGUUGUUCAUCAAUGAAGAUGCGAGAAACGUUAUAAACGUUUACAGCGAAGCUCUGAAAAUAUCUGCCACAGUCCCUAAUUCUUUUAUAAAAGUAUUAUAAUAUGUUAAAGUGGUCCUGGCUUAGAAUGGUGUCGAUUUAUCAUUGAGGAAACGUCCUAGCGUCUGUUCUGAAGAAAUGUUUUUAUUCCUCUUUAUUCUUCAAAGGAAUACAGUUCAGAAAAAUACCAAUUUGUAACAAAAGAAAAAGGUAAAUAUUUGAAAACUAGUUUGAAUGUUUUUAUAUGAUUUUCACUAAUGAAUUCAUGCUUCAGGGGACUUUUAUUUUAGCACACAUAAGGCAAGAGCCUUCACAAAGUCGCACAUCAAUUACUUGGUUGUUCUCACAACAGGGGCACCAGCUGACCAAUCAGAAUCCAGGAUUCUUCUCGUCUUGGUUUGAAAAUCACAAAUUCCUCAGCUGUUGUCAUAUUGAUCCUACGAAAUAACUCUUGAAGAUAGCGGUAUGGAUUUUUUUUUACCCAUGUAAUGGCAUUUUAGAUACUGACUGGUUAAUGGGAAAUACAAGUGACUUAUUCUUCAAUGGUGAAGGAAGUAAUUAGUUUCCGUCCAAGUCUCCAUCCAUCUGGAUGACACACAGCUAUUGCCAGUCGACAUACAUCAUCAGCCGCUGUAGUCAGGACAGGAGUUUUAAAGUACUGCCAAUUGUGCCAGUCUAAUAGUUGAAAUCUAGCCACCAGCUCAGACAUUAUUUGGCUAAAUGUAUGGUUGGCUGUAUUUUAUACUGUGUAAAUCGGUCCUUUGUUGUCAGUUGUGUUGGCCUUUUCUAUGUGGUGCGUGUUACCAUUUUUUAUUUAUGCCUUUCAGUGAUACCCAGCUGCUCAGGUAUUCAGGCCUGUUUCGCUCUACCUUUCAAUGGCUCUGAAAAGGCAGGAGAUCAGGAAAGGUGUUAGCACAAAGGGGCUGUUUAAUGGUCCUCUGUGAUGAAUAGAUACCCUGAUAGAUGCCACAUUAAAAUAUCUUAAUGAAUUAAAAUGGGCCUGAGGGGGUUCUGUUGGAAAGGGCAAAGGAGUAAUGGUACUAAUGAUAUCCACACAAGACCAAUUUAUCAGGAUUUAGGAAAGUCUGAAUCAGCAUGACACCCAAAAAAGGUGUGUAUGAGGGUGAGUGUGAACAGUUGUUACUGCAGAGUCAGUAGACUAGACUCUCCAGGAGGAUCAUUUUGAAAAUGACUUUAAACUUGUCUUUUCCUAAUCCGUGGUUGGAACUUUUUCCCACAUUGAAGAAGAUUAAUAGGUCCGUUUUAGAGGAAGAUAAAUGGGAAUAUAUCGACUGAACCUUAGAGAAGGAUGCAGAUUCAUGGAGGAGCUUGUGUUAAAAUUCUGUUUUAUACCUUUCUUCUGAUUCUUUUUUUUGUUUUUUUUUCAAGAUGGGCAAAUUAACUAAAACUGUCUUGAGUUAGUCUUUAUGUGCGGUCAAUCUGUUCAUCUUCUAUUCUUCAUCACUUUACACAUUAAGAAAGCGGAUCUUUUGGCUGAUUUGUUGAUUCUCUAAAUUUGAAAGAAGCUUCAUUUGUAUUUUGGGUAGCAGCAUUGCCAGCCUCUUUGUUUUGUAUUGUGUCCGUACUGUAAAAACUAUUUGCUUUCAUUUAUGUUAACUAUUCUUAGCUUUAUUUACAUAUAAGUAUUCUUUACAAAGGUCAAGUGUUGCUAAAGUAAGUGAUGAAGAGCUAUUGUUUGCGGAUACAAAAUCCAGUAAAAAAAAAAAAAAA
Molecule: messenger RNA, 8533 nt
Organism: Oryzias latipes (Japanese medaka)
Lineage: Eukaryota; Metazoa; Chordata; Actinopteri; Beloniformes; Adrianichthyidae
Gene: cntn3a.2
Product: contactin 3a, tandem duplicate 2
Biological process (GO): brain development; axon guidance; cell-cell adhesion
Cellular component (GO): axon; plasma membrane
Molecular function (GO): cell-cell adhesion mediator activity
Source: RefSeq, a predicted model, not a curated record